Formica exsecta is the source of this 668-nucleotide messenger RNA. RefSeq names its product U6 snRNA-associated Sm-like protein LSm7 (gene LSm7). The record is from RefSeq and is a predicted model, not a curated record. The transcript has 4 exons. Lineage: Eukaryota; Metazoa; Arthropoda; Insecta; Hymenoptera; Formicidae. Bases 148 to 483 code for a protein of 111 amino acids. Gene Ontology annotation, cellular component: catalytic step 2 spliceosome; Lsm1-7-Pat1 complex; U2-type prespliceosome. Gene Ontology annotation, biological process: mRNA splicing, via spliceosome; nuclear-transcribed mRNA catabolic process. Gene Ontology annotation, molecular function: RNA binding.
AAUCGAUACUUGACUUGUUGAAUGAUUCGAUCAGACCGCAAACAUAAUUUUUAGAGUAAUCUACGCGCGAGGCUUUACUUGAAAUUGUUUUUGUUGAUCUAUAGAAAAAAAGUCCACCAUUCGCGAUUAAAUCUUUUUUUCGUUAAGAUGUCUGCACCAAAACAGCAGCAGAAUGUCGAGCACAAAGAGAAGAAGAGAAAAGAGAGUAUUCUCGAUCUAUCUAAAUAUCUCGAGAAAAACAUAAGGGUAAAGUUUGCUGGAGGUAGAGAAGCUGAAGGUAUACUCAAGGGUUACGAUCCUUUACUCAACUUAGUACUCGACAACACAAAGGAGUAUCUUAGAGAUCCAGAUGAUCCAUACAAAUUAAAUCAGGACACACGCAUGUUGGGAUUGGUAGUAUGUAGAGGAACAUCUGUAGUGCUUAUUUGUCCCGUAGAUGGUAUGGAGUCUAUUCAGAAUCCAUUCAUACAACAGGAAGGAUAAACAUGAGACAUUUGUCUUUAAACAACCAAUAUAUGACGUUAUAUCUUGGAGAGAAAGAGAGUUAUCUUAGUAUCUUAAACCAUUUCCAUUUUUCUAAUGAUGAAGGAAGUAUAAUUUAUUUUGCAUCAUAUUGAGAGUUGAAGAAGCUUAUAUAUGUACCUAGGAAAUAAAUGCAAUUUUCUUAA